Lachancea nothofagi CBS 11611 is the source of this 246-nucleotide messenger RNA. NCBI's taxonomy places the organism in Eukaryota, Fungi, Ascomycota, Saccharomycetes, Saccharomycetales, Saccharomycetaceae. The record is from the annotation of a GenBank genome assembly.
AUGGAACUGACGCCUUUACAACGAAAUGUCCUGGACAAAUACGAGACACUUUCCAAAUCAUUACACAACCUGGACACUACUAUUAAAGAGCUAAAAGAGAACAGCUCUUCGGAGUCUCCAGAGCAGGUGCUGCGGCAGCUGCGAGAAAUUGAAGUCAAAAUUGCAUUGAUUGGAACGCUUUUCAAAGGAAGCGUGUAUUCUCUGGUUUUGCAAAGGCAAGCCAAGCAGAAUACAAAAAAGGUAUGA